AACGCACUGCAUUGUGGGUAUAGUUAGCGGAAGUACGCAAGUCGUGGUGGAAGCUCAAGGUGGAUUCGUGUUUUGGAUGUAAACUGUGGGGGGUUUAAACUUUAAAAGUGUACGUUUGGAGGAAUGCGGGGCGAAGAGUCGUCCGAUUCUGAGUCGGGGAGGAUGGAGGAGAGUUCGGUCCGGAGGAGUCUGGAGACGUUGUGUCAGGAGCUGAACAUGGACGAGCAGACUGCCACAGAAACCAUGGAGAACUUCACGGCCAUCUGGAACACGUACACACUGGAGGGAGAGGUGGUCCACUGGCUGGCCUGUUCGCUGUAUGCAGCCUGUAGGAAGGGCUCCACCCCCACAGUGGGGAAAGGCCUGAUGGAGGGGAACUGUGUCUCCCUCACCAGGAUCCUCCGCACCGCCAAACUCAGGUCAGUCUCCGUCAACGCUGCACCACCUCGUGUCAGACAUACAACCAUCUGGAAAAUCCCUACCCGUGCCAGGUAA
Messenger RNA from Etheostoma cragini (Arkansas darter), 495 nucleotides. RefSeq names its product retinoblastoma-like protein 1. Gene Ontology annotation, molecular function: RNA polymerase II transcription regulatory region sequence-specific DNA binding. NCBI's taxonomy places the organism in Eukaryota, Metazoa, Chordata, Actinopteri, Perciformes, Percidae. Gene Ontology annotation, biological process: cell differentiation; regulation of transcription by RNA polymerase II; negative regulation of G1/S transition of mitotic cell cycle. The record is from RefSeq and is a predicted model, not a curated record. Bases 124 to 495 code for a protein of 123 amino acids. The transcript is spliced from 2 exons. Gene Ontology annotation, cellular component: transcription regulator complex; chromatin.